AUGAGUGGCAGAAAAACUACCACUCAUCGCAAGAACGGAAAUGAAACUGACGAGUGUUAUAGAGAACGUGAUCAUUCAUGGGGUUACCAGUUAAAGAAAGGAAAGGUGCGAUGGGGUAUUCCUAUUGCUACCGCGGAAAUCGGACAGUGUGGUGCAACAGAACAUGGGCAGUGUGCUGCAACAGAACAUGGGCAGUGUGCUGCAACAGAACAUGGGCAGUGUGCUGCAACAGAACAUGGGCAGUGUGCUGCAACAGAACAUGGGCAGUGUGCUGCAACAGAACAUGGGCAGUGUGCUGCAACAGAACAUGGGCGGUGUGCUGCAACAGAACAUGGGCAGUGUGGUGCAACAACAGAACAUGGGCAGUGUGCUGCAACAGAACAUGGGCAGUGUGCUGCAGUGUGGUGCAACAGAACAUGGGCAGUGUGGUGCAACAGAACAUGGGCAAACAGAACAUGGGCAGUGUGGUGCAACAGAACAUGGGCAGUGUGCUGCAACAGAACAUGGGUGGUGUGCUGCAUGGGCAGUGUGCUGCAACAGAACAUGGGUGGUGUGGUGCAACAGAACAUGGGCAGUGUGCUGCAACAGAACAUGGGUGGUGUGCUGCAACAGAACAUGGGUGGUGUGCUGCAACAGAACAUGGGUGGUGUGGUGCAACAGAACAUGGGCAGUGUGCUGCAACAGAACAUGGGCAGUGUGCUGCAACAGAACAUGGGCAGUGUGCUGCAACAGAACAUGGGCAGUGUGCUGCAACAGAACAUGGGUGGUGUGGUGCAACAGAACAUGGGCAGUGUGCUGCAACAGAACAUGGGUGGUGUGCUGCAACAGAACAUGGGCAGUGUGCUGCAACAGAACAUGGGUGGUGUGGUGCAACAGAACAUGGGCAGUGUGCUGCAACAGAACAUGGGCAGUGUGCUGCAACAGAACAUGGGCAGUGUGCUGCAACAGAACAUGUGGGUGAAGUAUGCUUGGAAGUAG
Procambarus clarkii (red swamp crayfish) is the source of this 978-nucleotide messenger RNA. RefSeq lists its product as uncharacterized. The record is from RefSeq and is a predicted model, not a curated record. NCBI's taxonomy places the organism in Eukaryota, Metazoa, Arthropoda, Malacostraca, Decapoda, Cambaridae.